Messenger RNA from Hyalella azteca, 580 nucleotides. RefSeq lists its product as uncharacterized. NCBI's taxonomy places the organism in Eukaryota, Metazoa, Arthropoda, Malacostraca, Amphipoda, Hyalellidae. Bases 59 to 562 code for a protein of 167 amino acids. The transcript is spliced from 4 exons. The record is from RefSeq and is a predicted model, not a curated record.
CCGACGCUUCUCGAUCUCAACACUCAAGGUGACCGCUGCCGUAAAUGUGACUAAAAGGAUGUCAGCAACGGAUGUGGUGCAGUGCGCGAGGCAGGCCGCCUUAGAAGACAUGGCUGGGUUUUCUUUCAAUGGAACCUGCACAGCAUACAGAUUUGGCAAGAAACUCUGCUCCUGUUCGACGGAAGAACCAGUCAUUUACGUGACCAACUCCAGUAUUUCCUACGGAACUCCUUCAAGUGUUCCUUUCAGCGCUGCUCCCUACGUCAACGUUACUGUUGAGAACACCGCAUUGAAGCUGUACCAGCUCGUGAAUGUCGUCCAAGCUGUCUUUCAGCCAGAAUUUAUGCCGCAAUCAGCCAUCCCACUGGCAGCAUCGAACGUCCACCUCUUUCCUCAAGACAAUGGCACCUACAGAGGUAUUUUUAUAGCUGAACUGGACGUGGCUUCUUGCGUCACCGACUCUCCUUGCGGAAUAACUGUCCUCGUAACCACAAUCCUCCCAUCUUACAACCUGCGUGAGUAUCAGUUACGCAGAGUGUUCGGUAUUUUAACAAAACUAUAAUCUACGUCAGGUUCCCUG